AUAACAACCCUCCAUCCUCCACCAAUCUCUCAGCCCACACAUGAGAACCUUCCUUAACCUUUCCUCCUACCACCGCGCAACUACUCGAGCCUUUACCACAACCGCACGCGCAAUGGGUGUCCAGAAGACGAUUCUCCAAGAGGGCAACGGCCCCAGCCCGCAAAAGGGCGACCAGGUCACCAUGGAGUACACAGGCUGGCUCAAGACGGCGGACAACGGCAAGGGCAAGCAGUUCGACAGCACAACCGGUCGUGGUCCGUUCAAGACACCCAUCGGUGUUGGCCGCGUCAUCAAGGGCUGGGAUGAGGGCGUUGUGCAGAUGAAGCUUGGCGAGAAGGCAAGGCUGGACAUCAGCUCCGACUUUGCUUACGGCGACCAAGAGUUCCCCGGUCUGAUUCCUCCUCACUCUGACCUCAUCUUCGAGGUUGAGCUCAAGAAGAUCAACUAGGCGAUGACAUUCCCACUGGCGACUUGGACUCCUACAGUCCGAUUGCAUGGUAGCAGGGAAACUUGCGCUUCAUCUAGCACAUAGGAGCCAUGAAUACAGAUGACAAUUUCAACCAAACCACU
Messenger RNA from Pyrenophora tritici-repentis Pt-1C-BFP, 570 nucleotides. RefSeq names its product FkpA, FKBP-type peptidyl-prolyl cis-trans isomerase 1. Gene Ontology annotation, cellular component: cytoplasm. Gene Ontology annotation, molecular function: peptidyl-prolyl cis-trans isomerase activity. Gene Ontology annotation, biological process: protein peptidyl-prolyl isomerization. The record is from RefSeq and is a predicted model, not a curated record. Lineage: Eukaryota; Fungi; Ascomycota; Dothideomycetes; Pleosporales; Pleosporaceae.